AUGACGGCGAUCAAGAGCUUCAUCGAGGGCAAGUUUGCUGCUGUGAGUCGCGCCUUCCCGCUGCCCGCUGCUUUAUCCUCGCGCGCUGACCUUCCUAACCUUCCGCAGAUUGAUCAGAAGAAGAAGAAGUUCACAUACAGCACGAUGGAGCCUCAAGCGCGCCAGGUGUUCGACUCGAAGCGGCUGCGGUACGGGUUCUAUCGCGAGUUGAGCGACGCCCAGGAGAGGGAGAUCUUCAAGCGGGUUCAGUUGGGCAAGGCGCUCGACAAGGGCGAGAUCAUGAACGCCAUCACCUCGCCCUACGCCUUCUGGAUCCACCAGCUCCGCCAGAAGUACUUCUCCGCCGAGGACCCGCACUCGUUCCGACCUCGCGUCCUCAGCUCGAAGCGCGGCAAAGUCCUCACCGCCGCCUACGUCAUGUCGCGCAACCUCAUCCUCGACUUUGAUUCGCUCGCGCAAGAGUCCGAGGCGAAGCGGACGAAGAACAUGCAGGAGUUGCCCGUCCCGAGCGAGAGGCAGACCAUGGCUGUUGAGCGCGCCAUCGAGCGUUUCAAGAAGCUCACGCUCGUCAAGGCUCUGCCCGGCGAAGACGCGUGGCCGAACACGUCGACCUACCAGGACUUGAGGGACAAGAAUGUGCCGGUCCCGCAUCGCGUUUGGCGCCUGCGCGCAACGGACGUCGACGUCGAGCGCACCAAGGCCCUCUCGACUAUUGCCUUCGCGCCAGUCGAGAUCCAUCUCCUCCCCGCCGUCGUUCAGAAGUUUGUCGAGGACAACGACUUGAGCGACGGAGAGUUGCUUGAGGUUGUGCAUCGACUGAGGAUUCACGUCCACGAGUCGUUCCCCGGCGAGGUCAAGGACAACUCGAAGACGUAUCAGCUCGUCAAGGCUUGGGUUAAGAACUUCGACACGUCGACGCUCGAGCGCUGGUACAACGACGAUGGCUCCUUACGCAAGUCGUACGACCCGUCGAGCGCGGCGAGGAGGAAGACGGCGAAGGGCAAGAAGCGCGCGAUCGCGAUGGGGGACAGCGAUGCGGAUGAGGGUGAUGAGCUCGCGCAGGUGCAGAAGAAAAAGAAGAAGGAAAAGGGCGACCGCCUCCAGCGCUCGGCGAGCGGCGACCCGCUGCCGUUCUCUUCGACCGCGGCGAACCUCCAGCCAGGCGCACGACCUCAGCCCGUCGUAUUCGGCGACACGGCCUCGUCGACGAACGGCUCGGCGUUCAACACGCCGGUGUUUGGUCGAGCCGGCGCAGGUACACCCGCGCAACAUCGUCCAGCUUCCGCGACGCAGCCUCAAGCGACUCCCGCUCCGCCUGUCGGCCUCUCCGCCAAACAUGCGAAGUUCGCUCAGAGGGUGGGCCUGCCUACGGGUGGCGUCGCUGCUUUUCCUGCUUCCGCUGCAUCGGGCUCGAGCGGUACAUGGGCGCCGAGCGCGGCCCCGCCAGGGAAGCGACAACCACCACCGCCCCCUCGACCCCUGCUCUCAGCGACCGGCAAGCGCCAGUUCGACGACCGCGGACGGGCCAUCUACGUAGAGUCGGCCGGUUCGACCGCUGCUUUUGCACCUGUUGAGGACGAGCCGAUGGAUGAGCGGGCGUGGGGUGCGGUCGACUUUGAACAGGAGGAGAUUCAACGCGUCAUGAGGGAAAAGGAGGCGCUUCGUGCUCAGCAACAGCACCAGCAGGCGCAACCUCAGCGCCUCUACGGCGACAACGCAGCUCCUCCAGCCGCUCAGCCGACCUCAUACUCCUCCUACGACACCUCGUCGCAGUAUCGCGCCUUCGACACGACUCCUGCCGCCUCGACUUCCGCCUCUCACGCAGCGAUCAAGCCCGACCCGGAUCUCAUCGAGCGACAAGAGGCGUCAAUGUUCGCCUCGCUGUCUCCUACCACCGCGAGGGCGAACCCGAACGAGGCGAGGCGUGACAACGAGGUCUUGGCUCUUCUGCAGGGGAAGCGCGGCUCGUCGAAGGAGGCUUCGAUGCGGCCGCCUGCUGCGCCGUCGGGCGGGCGUGACCGCGAGCGGGAGAGGGAGCGAAGCUAUGCGGGCGACGAGCGCAGGAGGGACUUUGACCGGCAGGACGACUGGCGGGACGACCGGAGGAGUGAUAGCGACUCACACAGGCGAGAUGAUGGCCACAGGCGAGAUGACGGGUACAGGCGCAACGACGGAUACCGGCAUGACGAGCGCGAAGAUCCGGCCAGGCGGGACUAUCACGACCACUCGAGGUACGACGGGAGCUCAAGUCGCGACUCGUCGACCGCCGCUCCGGCGCAGCCCCGCUCGCAGUCGCGCGUGCCUGCGAACUACCGGCGCGAAGCCUCGCAAGGCCCGCCUGCUCGUCAAAACUCGGGCGACGGGUAUGGCGGUGCAGGACCCGCUUCGAGCGGCUACGCAGGACCUCCCUCGAACGGCUACGCAGCACCGUCCUCGAACGGCUAUGGUGGCACGUCAGCGAACGGUUACGGCGCUCCCUCCGCCUCCUCCUACUCGAACGGCUUCCACGCUCAGCCGCCCGUUACGCACUCCGGCUCGAACGUCGCCAGCGCCUACGGAGCUCGCGGCGCGCCUCUUCCGGAUCAGAACGCCUUGCGGCCGCCCGCCGUGGACAGGUCGAGGGACCCGAGGCGCAAGUGA
Messenger RNA from Rhodotorula toruloides NP11, 2640 nucleotides. RefSeq lists its product as uncharacterized. The transcript is spliced from 7 exons. Bases 1 to 2640 code for a protein of 879 amino acids. The record is from RefSeq and is a predicted model, not a curated record. Lineage: Eukaryota; Fungi; Basidiomycota; Microbotryomycetes; Sporidiobolales; Sporidiobolaceae.